AUGGGCAAUCGCUUCGACGACAAUCGGCUCACGCUGCGGAUACAUCGGGGCCGCGGUUCGACAAGCGCACCGUUACACGAAUCACCGCACAGCAACGGCAGCACGCACAGUACCACGACCAGCAUCGGUAGCGCGUCCCCGGAGCGACUGUCCCGCUAUUCGACCCGGGGCAAACUGGCCACCCACGGAGCCGGGUCCCACCCAACCGCCCACCACGAAAAGAUUAAGAUCUCCGUCUCGUACCCGUCGACGGAGAACGUGGCCCAAAGCUGCCAUGCCGAGACGGGCGCGGCCUCAACCUCAUCGAUGGGUGGUGCGGCGGGUUCCACGACGGGGGCGGCUGGCGGCACGAAGCUGCUGUACGCCGUUCACUACUCGUCAGCGAACGGGCGGGACAGCAAUGCGUCCCAGAUCUUCCGCCGGCCGUCCAAGGAGCAGCAGAUGAGCAGCGUGCUUGGCGGCUCGACCCAGUACCUAACCGUGUCCGAGCAGCAGCAGCAGCAGCAGCAGCAACAGCAGCACCGCGAACGGGGCAGCAGCUUCCUAUCGCCCCGUGCCAGCAAACGGAUGGGCAAGCGCAACAUCAAGGCGCAGGUGAAGCGCUUCCGGAUGGAGACGAAGGCGGCCAAAACGCUCGCCAUCAUCGUCGGGCUGUUCGUCCUGUGCUGGUUGCCGUUCUUCACCAUGUAUCUGGUGCGGCCGUUCUGUGACGACUGCAUCAACGAGCUGCUGUUCUCGAUCGUCUUCUGGAUCGGCUACUGCAACUCCGCGAUCAACCCGAUGAUCUAUGCGCUCUUCUCCAAGGACUUCCGGUUCGCGUUCAAGCGCAUCAUCUGCCGCUGCUUCUGCUCGGGCGGCCGGUUUCCGGGUGCGGUCGGUAGCCGCCGCGGCUCGGACAUGUCGCAGAUGCGGGCCCACGGUGGCCGGACGCCGAGCAUCUCGCCUAGCGCGGCCGCCCAGUCGCUGUGCGACGAUAGCGACCCGGUCGGGGGCGAUCUGUCCGACUCCAGAUGA
Molecule: messenger RNA, 1014 nt
Organism: Anopheles moucheti
Lineage: Eukaryota; Metazoa; Arthropoda; Insecta; Diptera; Culicidae
Product: octopamine receptor Oamb-like
Exons: 1
Coding region: 1-1014 (337 amino acids)
Biological process (GO): adenylate cyclase-activating adrenergic receptor signaling pathway
Cellular component (GO): membrane
Molecular function (GO): G protein-coupled amine receptor activity
Source: RefSeq, a predicted model, not a curated record